AUGUGGUGGAUCCAAAGACGGCCGGCCCCAAAUGGCGGGGCCAGCAAGAGUGGAUUCAACCCCAAGUUCAUGCCACGCCCAUCCAUCCUCUCCAAUUUUGAUAAUCUCAAUUCGAAGACGCUACGCGGGUUCCGUAACAUGCUCUACGUGAUUGGAGUGUUGUUCGUGGUGUCGCAGUGCAUCAUCAACUACUACGAGACGGCCGGACACAAGCUUGUAGAUAGCGCUCUGUGGCUGGUCAUCUCCCAGGAGCUGCCCAUCAUGGGGCUCAUGUACCUCAUGGUGCAAGCGACGACGUUCAGCUUCUUCUACCUGCAGCGAUGCACGAUCCGGGGCAUGGUAUCGAUCGAGCGCUGCGAGUUCAUCCACUACUUCCUCCUCGCCUUCGCCGUGAUCACGCCCAUCCUCGCCGUCUGCACCUGGGAGCUUCCCCCGACACAAUGCACAUAUAUUCUGUUCAUGAUGGUGCUGAUGUGCAUGAAGAUGCACUCCUACAUCAUGCAAAACCAGUUUUACCACUACAAGUACCUCCGACGGUUGAGGCGCCGCCAGGCCAGGCGCGGCUCCGGCUCCGAGCCGGUGGACGGCGACGACGACAGCGACGAGAGCGACGACGAAGACGACGGCCGCACGCCGCACCGGACUCCACUACGCCGACGCCGACGCAGACCGGGCGCCAAUGGUAAUGAUGCAGACGACAACGCGGGGAACGACGAGGACGACGCCGACGAUCAAUACUACGACGAGCCGCCGCAGCCCACGGUGCAUUAUCCAGAAAACGUCAACUUGCGCGACUUCUUCGCUUUUCUAUUUAUGCCGACUCUGGUCUACCAGGCCAACUUUCCGCGCACGCCGCGCGUACGUCCAAAAUUUGUAAUCAAGACGUUGGCCUUGGUCGCGGGCAUCCUCUCGAUGAUCGUUACUGGUCUCACUCACUUCAUCCUCCCCAUCCUUCGAAAGUAUCUGCUUUCGAUUCUGUGCAUCCCUUGCAGUCUCCUCUAUAUUGUGAUAUUCUUCUUCGUAUUCGAGCUCAUCCUCAACGGUUUCGCCGAGAUCACCCGUUUUGCCGAUCGUCACUUCUACGACGACUGGUGGAAUUCGACUGCCUACGACGAGUUUGCGCGGAAAUGGAACCGGCCCAUCCACGAAUGGUUGUUGGUGCACAUCUACAACCGACGGAUCCAAAACAACCACAGCAAGUCGUCGGCCCUCUGGAUCACCUUCUUCUUUUCCCACUUCAUCUACGAGGCGCUGAUGGCCGUGUCCUUCGGCGUGCGAAACCCCUACAUACUCUCCGUCGUCGUGCUCGAACUGGUGUUCAUCUACGCUCUGCGCCCGCUUCGAGACACGCAACUGGGGAACUUGCUAUGGUGGUGCAUCAUGUUCUGCUCCACGCCUCUGGCGACCCUGCUCUACGCCCGUGAGUACUACAUGUCCUUUCCCCUCACCGCCACAUAA
Molecule: messenger RNA, 1458 nt
Organism: Acanthamoeba castellanii str. Neff
Lineage: Eukaryota; Discosea; Longamoebia; Acanthamoebidae
Product: MBOAT family protein
Exons: 12
Coding region: 1-1458 (485 amino acids)
Cellular component (GO): endoplasmic reticulum membrane
Source: RefSeq, a predicted model, not a curated record